AUGCUCGGACAACACGUCAUCAGUGUCGUCGCCAUCUUUGCCGCGUUGACCAGUGGACAGACUUUGGUCAGCGUACUCGAGGACAACGGUUUCUCUGAAUAUGCAGCUCUGAUUCAGGGAGAUCCCUCCAUCGAGGCGGCUUCAGACCUUAUCGUAUACGCUCCCACGGACGCCGCCCUCGUGGCCAACAAUGAGACCCUCAACCGUCGCGUUACGGCUGAAGGCCGCAAAAAUAUCAGGGCGAGCCUCGCUUGCGUGAGGCGCUCUGCCUUUCGGCCCCGGCCGCCCCCUAAGAGGGCACAAACGUGGGGCAACAGUACGAGGCCCGUCAGAUACAGGAAGGAGGUUCCUUCUGGAUCCGCCUUCAUGUCCUUGCUGAGCGACCCGGAAUUUGUCAACUUGGGACCGGGAGUCAACCAAAGCAUCGUCGAGAAACACCCGGGUUCUUCGGAGUUACCUGUCGUAUUCUCCGGCCUGGGAGAAACCAUUAAAGUUACAGGCAAUGACAUUGCAUUUGACCGGGGCGUCAUCCGUCCCACCGAUGGACUCCCUACCCUGCCCGAGACCGCUUCCAAGACGCUCCCCUUCCUUGGCGUCAGCACCUUCUUCGACGCGCUCAACCAGACGGGCGUCCUCGCCGAGCUGGACACACGUCGCGGCCCCAUCACGAUCCUCGCCCCGGACGACAACGCCUUCAAGGGCAAGGCCUUCACCCACGACCAGCUCACCGCCCUCGUCCGACGGCACGUCCUGGUCGACUACUUUGCCUACACCCCGCUGCUCGAGGACCACCAAGUCUAUCCCACGCUGGGCGGCGGCGAGGUUGUGGUCGCGGUCAAUAACAAGGGCGCCGCCUCCCUGGGCGGCGCUGGCAUCCUGGCUGGGGAUGCCAUCAUAACCAACGGGGUGGUACACACCAUUGACAAGAUUAUCGACGCGGCGGGCUCGCCCCCUCCUCUUGUCACGGGCGGCGCAAACAGCAUGACGGGACAGUCCUGGAAAGCUCUGGUCGCCAGUGCUGUGGGAGUCGUGCUGGCUGCGGGAUUCCUGGCUUGA
Chaetomium globosum CBS 148.51 is the source of this 1056-nucleotide messenger RNA. RefSeq lists its product as uncharacterized. Gene Ontology annotation, cellular component: extracellular matrix. Gene Ontology annotation, molecular function: cell adhesion molecule binding. Lineage: Eukaryota; Fungi; Ascomycota; Sordariomycetes; Sordariales; Chaetomiaceae. The record is from RefSeq and is a predicted model, not a curated record. The transcript has 3 exons. Bases 1 to 1056 code for a protein of 351 amino acids. Gene Ontology annotation, biological process: cell adhesion; extracellular matrix organization.